Molecule: messenger RNA, 2295 nt
Organism: Klebsormidium nitens
Lineage: Eukaryota; Viridiplantae; Streptophyta; Klebsormidiophyceae; Klebsormidiales; Klebsormidiaceae
Source: the annotation of a GenBank genome assembly
GCCUUAGGUCACACCUCUAAGGGCGCCUUCCAAGAAGCCCAGUAGAUACUGCCUUAGACUCGUGAAUGCUCUACAACUGAUUUCAGUCUCUGAAGAGCCUAAAUUGGGUAGCUCUGGGGCACUGGGCAGGAAGAUAUCGACUCUUGAGUCUCGAUCACAAUGCAUUGAACAAAAUUCGUUGGCCAUAAAGUAGGAAGGUCCUCCAUCUUCGAGACCAUUUCGUAAACCAAAAUUCCAGCUUUCAAAGUUUCUUGCUUCAGCAAACAAGGAGCUUACAACUAAGUUGUUGCGCCAGCAACUGUCCUUGAUUUUCUACUACCAACCAACCGUUCAUCACAAGCGAUUGUCGCGUGCACCACUAAAGAGAGAGGCUUUGCAUUUCAGACCAGCUUCAGACUUCUCCGAUGGGACUUGCCAGCAAAUUGCAGAAGCCUGCUGGGGGGCCUGCCGGGGCGCCACCUGGCGCUCCGGGGGGCUUCACUCCAUCUGCGCCUCCGGCCGCCCCUCAGCAGCAGCAGCAAUACGGUGCUCCACCCAGCUCGGGGGGGCCGACCCAAGCGUAUCCUGCUCCCGGCUAUGGUGCUCAGCCCGGGCAGCAUGGAGGCAUGCAGGGUGCCAACAUGCAAGGAAACCAGAGUGGUUACGGACAGCCAGGAGGCCAGUUUGGACAACAGGGUAGCCAGUUUGGACAGCAAGGCGGCCAGUCUGGUCAGCAAGGCGGCCAAUUCGGUCAGCAAGGCGGCCAGUUCGGUCAGCAGGGAAACCAGUUUGGACAGCAGAAUGGUCAGUUUGGACAGCAGGGGAACCAGCAGGGCGGCCAGUUUGGUCAGCAGGGGGGACAGCAGGGGGGCCAGUUCGGCCAACAGGGUGGCCAGUAUGGGCAGCAGGGCCAAGCUCAGGGCCAAAACCAGGGCCAAAACCAGGGCAUUCUGGCCAAGUUGCAGAGCAUAGUUCAGGUCAACCAGCUUCAUCGCUUCUACCAGCCUCAGCAGCUGCAAACACUUGCCCAAAGGAUUGAGCAGACGGUGGACUUCAAUGCGCUGGCUGCUAGGUGGGGCAUGCCUAAGGAGCUGGCCAUCGACCUGGCCUGCCUUGGGCUCUACGAUAUCGUCAUCCUGGCAGACGACUCUUCUUCGAUGUCCUUUGAGGAGCAGGGCGAGCGCAUUGAGGACUUGAAGCUGGUACUCAGCAAAGUUGCCGAAGUGGCCACCAUGUUCGACCAAGACGGCAUCCUGAUUCGUUUCCUCAACUCCAACGUCCAGGGUAAUGGCAUCAGGAAUGCCCAGGAAGCUGAGGGCAUCGUGAAGCAAGUCCGCUUCCAGGGCCUGACUCCUCUCGCCGGCAGCAUGCAGAGCCACGUGCUGGAGCCCGUGGUUUUCAAUCUGGCGCGGUCCGGUCAGCUGGCGAAGCCCGUUCUAGUUAUCACCAUCACAGACGGGGAGCCGUCAGAUAGCCCGCGCGAUGCGAUCUUGCAGGUCAUUGCAAACGCGAGGAGGCAGCUUGCGCCGCAGUAUGGACCUAAGGCAGUUGCCUUCCAGUUUGCGCAGGUCGGACGUGACCAGCGCGCGCAGCACUUUUUGGAGAAGUUGGACAAGAGUCCGGAGGUUGGCGAUGUGAUCGAUUGCACGUCAUACUACGAGCUGGAGGCUGAGGAGUUCAAGCGGAAGGGAAUUGACAUGACGGUUGAGAUUUGGCUGGUGAAGCUCAUGGUCGGGGCGGUGGAUCCCUCUUACGACGCAGAGGAUGAGGGUUAAGGAUUUCCAGGGUUAAGCCUUUGCUCUCUAGAAUGAAGGGUGAAGGGAGAAUUUUAGAAUCGAUUGGUACAAGGCGGUAUGGGGGCGGUAUACAGCGCGAGAGGGAUGGUAAGGGUCGAAUCGAUAUGUGUGACGGGCGGUGGGUUGUUGAGGAGUAGUGGGGUGGUUGGAGCUUAUUUGCACGAGGAGGUGAGCAGUUAGGUUGCUAGUUUUCUACGAGGCGAAAGUUGGUCAAGCGGAAUGGGUCAAACGGAGGAAUACAAGAGCAAGGCGGGGUUUUUCUUACGGCUUGUACCAUAAUGAAAGAUCUGUAAGGACGAGAUCAAUCAUUUGCGCGCACAUUCAUAAGCAAAUCGAGUUUUGUACUUAUCUUCGUAUACAAACUGAAUGAUAGAUAUGUUCAAGCCGCGACGGGGUCGGAUGAUAUAUUUGUUGGUAAAUUCUGGACGAUACCUUUGUACAUUUACUGCCACCCAUAUUUUUGAAUUGAUUCACUCAGUAAUUCAAAACCUUACAAAUCCACCUGGUCAUAGUCUUUUCC